This is a messenger RNA of Sungouiella intermedia, 1317 nucleotides long. The record is from the annotation of a GenBank genome assembly. Lineage: Eukaryota; Fungi; Ascomycota; Pichiomycetes; Serinales; Metschnikowiaceae.
AUGAAAGUGAUUAUUAUUGGCGGUGGUCCUGCUGGUUUGGCAGCUGCCAAAGCUCUUGGGAAGGAACCAGGGAGUUUUGAGAUCGACUUAUAUGAAAUUCAACCACAGGUAGGUGGACUUUGGAAUUAUGUCCCUGAGAACAAAAAUGGAAAGCCUAGUUCGGUCAACAACGGAUACGUGACUGGCAUUUACAGAGAGAUGGAGACCAACAUCACUAAGGACAUUAUGCAAUAUAACGGGUAUCCCUUCCCUGAAGAAACGGAAGUUUUCCCCACUAGAGGAGAAGUAGCUGAAUAUUUGCAUGAGUUCUCGAACACGAUAGAAAAUGUGAAAAUUCAUCUAAAUAGCGAGGUUACUAAGGCCAAGAAGGUUGAUGGGAAGUGGCAAGUUGAAGUGCACAAUUAUGACUCUGGUAAGAAUAGGAGCUCUGAGUAUGAUGCCUUGAUUGUUGCAAAUGGUCAUUUCCGCACCCCAUUCUUUCCCCUGGUUGAAGGAUUGGAUGAGUGGAGAAGAGAAUGGCCUGAUAGUGUUACUCAUGCAAAGUUCUACGACCAUGCAGAGCCUUUCAGAGGGAAGCGUGUGUUGGUAGUUGGAAAUUCUGCAUCCGGAAUCGAUAUCUCCACGCAAUUAUCAACGGUGGCGUCACAGGUGUACGUUUCAUCUCGUAAAAAGGAUGAGUUACUUCAGUUGAAUAAUCCUGUAGUCGUUGAUAUUGGUGUGGUGAAAUCUUACAACCCAGAUCGUUCUAUCACUUUGGAGGAUGACUCAACCGUACACGACAUUGAUGUGGUGAUGUUUUGCACAGGAUAUCUCUAUGACGUGCCAUUUUUGGAAGAUUAUCAAGAAGAAAUUAGCCUUAAAACCAGAAGCGGAUUCAGAAAUAUCUACAAAGGUAUCUUUUUCAUCUAUGACCCAUCAUUGAUUUUUAUUGCCCUUCAAAAACAAGUGGCACCUAUGCCUUUAGCUGAAGCUCAGAGUGUCUACGUUGCCAGAGUUCUCAACAAAAGAAUUAAUCUUCCAUCUACUGAAGAUAUGGCUCGUUUUGAGAGAGAAGAGACCUCAAAAUUUGACUCCGAGUCACAGUAUCAGUACCUUGGCUACCCCCGCGAUGUUGAUUACAUCAGCGAGUUGAUUCAAGAGGUCCUGGAGCUACAGGAUGGAUUGGGUGGCCACGAAGCUGAGUUCUGGAACGGCGCUAGAAGGACCUCCAGAAGUUUGUCUGGCCCUGUCAAGAACAAGAGACUAGAAGUCGUGUUGAAGCACACGUUAGAAUUGAGAGAACAAAAAAAGGAGUUUGUGAUUCUCAGAAAUGACUAA